This is a messenger RNA of Haplochromis burtoni (Burton's mouthbrooder), 1777 nucleotides long. Its product is annotated as butyrophilin subfamily 3 member A2. The record is from RefSeq and is a predicted model, not a curated record. NCBI's taxonomy places the organism in Eukaryota, Metazoa, Chordata, Actinopteri, Cichliformes, Cichlidae. The transcript has 8 exons. Bases 171 to 1523 code for a protein of 450 amino acids.
UGCUCAGCUCCAGUGACUUGUUUCACUUUGAGAGUGACAGAUUGAAUCACUGUGUCAGCAUCUAGGGUCUUUAUCUGUGAUUCAACCAUUUUGCCAUUGUAGGCUAAUGCACGGAAUUCUUGUCUUUUUGCAACUGGUGUGACCACCAAGGAGCCCCAAGAGUGAUUUCUAUGCACAAAUCGAGAAUGCGUUCAAUGAAGGACAGGCUUCUCUUGGUUUUCUAUCAUGAUGUUAUCCUUCUUCUUCUAACAUGGCAUUGUGGAGGUCAGUCUCAGAUGAUUGGUCCAACUCAACCAUUGGUUGCAAUUACAGGGGAUGACAUCAUUUUACCAUGCCAGCUAGAUCCAGCUAGGGAUGCUGUUGACUUGACUGUGGAAUGGUCUAGACAUGACCUUAAACCAAGAUUUGUCCACUUAAAGCGGGACGAUGCAGAGCCCGUGACUCAGAAUAUUUUAUACUCCAGAAGAACAUCACUGUCUGUCAACAAACUGAAAUGCGGUGACAUUUCAUUGAAACUCUCCAAAGCGCAAGUGUCUGAUGCAGGAAUGUAUAACUGCCUUGUUCCUGAAAUUGGUGCAGAAACUGGGAUGGAGCUCGUUGUUGGUUCUGUUUCUUCUGUAGUCAUGGAGAUAUCCAAAGUCGAAAAUGUAAUCUUCUUUAAAUGCAAAUCUAACGGCUGGUAUCCAGAGCCUCGGGUGUUUUGGCUGAACAGUCAAGGAAACCAAAUCACAGCUGAAUCUACAAACAGUGCCAAAGGUUCUGAUGGCCUCUAUACUGUCAGCAGCACUGUGACUGUGAACAAGAGACAGACCUACAGUCUCACCUGCAGAGUCCAACAGAAGAACAUCAACCAGACUGAAGAAGCACAUAUCCAUGUAUCAGGUGAUUUCUACUUGGUCCAGUGUAAUCCUGCUGUUCCGAUUACUAUCAACCUAGCUGUUUGCUUAAUAUCGAUUGGUACAACAGCAUUACUAAUAUGGAAAUGCGGACAAAAGAAAACCAAAAUCAGCAAACAUGAUGAGGAUGAAAACAAACUACAUCAAACAGAGAUGGAGGAAAUAUUACAGAGAGAAUGUGAGGAAAAGAAAAGACUUGAAGAUGAGUUGCAGAACAAGGAUGAAGAUUUAAAACAUGUCAGACAAACCAUUGAAAAACUGAUGGAGCAGAAGACAUUUCUGAAGGACCAGAGAGAAAAACUCAAUACACUACUGCAGGAGGACAAGGCAGGGAUGAAAGAGGUCAUGAAAAAAGAGAAAGAAACUCCACUAACUGACAAAGAGAAAAAAAAGAAUAAGCUUGUAGAUAAAAAAGCUGACCUGGAAAAGAGAAUAAAAGUACAUGAAGAACUGUUAAAGAUGACAGAAAAGCUAAUGGAGGAAACAGAGAACAUUAUAAUCCAAAUGACAGAAAGAAAGGGAAAGCUAGAAAAAGACAAGGAACAAAUUAUUAAACACUUGAGAGAGAAACAAAAAAAUGAAAGAGAUUUAGAAGAAACUGUCAGAGAAACAAGCGAGAAACAAUGAACAGGUGUCACAGGACAGAGUAACACGACAAAUAAAACAUGGAUUUUGCUGUUUUUUCCUCUUGCUGUCAUUUUGCAAUGUGAUGCCUAAUGUUUCUUUAUUUGUUUGCUUUAAAUUUAUACUUCAUACGCUUAAACAAGAAAUGCAGUUUUACUGUAUUUUAUCAUCGGAGAUUUUGUUAUGAUAAAAAUGUAUUAACAUUUUUGUGAUUCUUUAAAUCUUUUGUCUCUGUGUAAGUAAGAAUUACACUGUGA